CGCACGCUCGCACGCACGCACCUCCAACCAAGCGCGCAUUCCCCGCCAGCACGAAGGGCGAGGCGACCCAGCAAUCGUCGAUCGCAUCUUCAAAGACGUUGAGCGUCGCUCAACAUCAUCGUCCCUCUCGACGCUGCGGCCAUCGAUUGGAUCACUGCAAUCGCUGGAGCAAUCACUGGACUAGUCCACAAUGGCCUCUCGAGUGCUCCUCCCGCACUUCUUGAGAGCGCGAGCAGCCCCAACCUCCUUGGCGACGCUCAACACUGCUGCACGAACUCUGCACGCUUCUGCUUCUCGAUCCGCCGAAUCUUCGCACGGACAUGCGGCGGCUGAUGCGGCCGAGGAGGAACAGUAUCCUGAGGAGGGCUUCUCGGCACCAUUCUGGCGCAACGGACUGCUGCUGGUGAUUGGAGGAGUGAUCGUCUACCGUUUCAGCGCCGCAGCGAAUCGCUCGCCUCAUGGCGCGACGGGCGAAGAGGAGACAUUGUCAGAUUCCAACGCGCCCUUGAUCACUCGAUACUUGUCGCACUACAAGCCCAGCUUGGAAUCCAGUCGAAGAACAAGCUUGGAAGAGUUGGACAAGAAGACUAGAAACGCGGAAGAUAGAUUGCUCUUUCAAGAAGCUGAGAGACCUCCGGUUCAUAGACUUACGUAUCCUGGCGUAUUCGAUCACAGCUCACCUCACCGCAUCCCUUUGGGUGGAAGUGUGGAUGUGUCCAACGUCAAGGUCAAGACGGAGUACGAAUGAGCGUUUCCACACCCCCUCCCCCUUCGGCACUCGCCAUGUUAGACUUGACUUUUUCGAUUUGCAGCUCAGCAUGGCGUGCAAAGUAAUACAGCUUCGUACUGUUGCCCUGCUGGUCGUGACUGCGAGCUGUGCCAAUAGAAACACCAACACCAGAGGGCGUGUUGGUCGCAAGCCCGAGAGCACUUGGAACAGCGCACGCGCUACGCGCCGUGGCUUGCAAUUGUACCGACAGCAUUACCGCGAGAC
This is a messenger RNA of Ceraceosorus guamensis, 994 nucleotides long. RefSeq lists its product as hypothetical. The record is from RefSeq and is a predicted model, not a curated record. Gene Ontology annotation, cellular component: mitochondrion. Lineage: Eukaryota; Fungi; Basidiomycota; Exobasidiomycetes; Ceraceosorales; Ceraceosoraceae. The transcript is spliced from 3 exons. Bases 191 to 748 code for a protein of 185 amino acids.